AUGGACGACCUCGACUUCCUUCAUGAGAUUCCCUCCGACCUGAGCCAUGCUACGCUGAAGGUUCUCCUUCCCAGUGGCGAGGUCUGUCAUAUCUCAGACAGCGUCGACCCCUACAGGCUUAUUGACCGUUGCCCAUUGCUAUUCCAUGCAUUUGAGGUUGGACAUCGCGGUCGACUACAGGCUAGCAUCGAUGCACCUUCUAAAUCCGCUAUGAUCGCACUGCUUCGAUACUGCUAUACUGGCACUCCCCUGAAUCAUUUCUCGGAAGGUCAAGAGAGCACGUUGCUUCUUCAAGCCCAUGCAUACAAGAUGGCUGUCGACUUCGAUCUCCACAAACUUCAGCUUCUCGUUCAUGGUAACUUCACAUGUCACUUGGAAGCCGCUACCUACCUGCACGACCAUCCGGUAGAUCUUCUGAACACAAUUCGCUUCAUCUACAAGUGCUUUGACAAUCCAAAUCUUCGCUCUCAGCAUGGUAUAAUAGCUACUUUACACAACUAUUGCGUCUCGACAUAUAUCAGUCAUCGCCUUGACCACAACCAAGAAUUCCUCACCUUAGUUUCCGAGAUCCCUUCUUUUGGGCAAGACCUAUGUCGCACUAAUAUAGAGCGAGGCUUUGAGGACGACUGCGCCAGCGCAAUCAUCUGUCUACCUCCAAAUCAAACAGGUAGUCCUGCAGAUAUCUCUGUAACUGAAUCUGAUUCGAAAGACUUGACAAAUGAAAUGAUCUGUGACCAACCUUCCAUGCUGCCGGUGUCCUCCGUCAUCGAUGGGGUUGACCAAGCUUUGGAUGGGCAAGAAAGAUCCCAUAACGAGAGCGACAUCGUGGUCCCUUCUACAUCUACGUUGGUCAUUCGGCCUCUGAUCCCCUGCCCAUUAACAAAAUCAACUCCAGACCAGGACCAUAGCCUUUCAAGCGACGAUGAUGGAUUCAUGAUGAACCACCAGAGCAUAUAUAUACGUAUACACGCACGAAUAUACAAAAUGCGUCUCCGCAUCAAACGCCACACCCCAACCCGGCUUCCAAUCCAACAAUCGGACACCAUCUCCCUCUCUGACCGUCUUAUAGUCCACCACCCCACACCAAAAAGCAUUUAUCGCUCCCUUUUCUUCUCUGUUGAGCCCGAAAACCAACUACAAAAUUCUACCACAAUAUCACCGCGGGCGAUGUAUCAGGAUCCAUGGAGUACACCACCACCACCACCGCCGCAGGACCAACCCCCAAACCCAGCUCAACCAUCACUGAGAUCACCACCCCAGCCAAAACCCCAGCCAAAACCACGACCAUCACGACCCGGAGAACAAGAAAUCCCAACCCUGACCUUCCAACCCUGCCCAGAAUGCCACCAUCGCCGUCUCCCGCGAGAAUACCCCGCUGCACCACCAACACCGCACUGCGCGCACAGCGCCAAACUGUGCAUAUACUGCACGCACGAGGCGAUCCGGAAGGCGGUUGCGGGCGUAGGGAGGGGAUGGCAGGAAAGCGGAGUACGCUGUAUAGAGGAAGGAUGUAUGGCUGUGAUGGGGAGAGGAGAGGUAGAGGCUGGAGUGUUGGAAUUAGUCAAGCGGGAGAAGGGAAGGGGGAAAAGUCGUGUAGACAAGGAGUAG
Plenodomus lingam JN3 is the source of this 1608-nucleotide messenger RNA. The record is from RefSeq and is a predicted model, not a curated record. NCBI's taxonomy places the organism in Eukaryota, Fungi, Ascomycota, Dothideomycetes, Pleosporales, Leptosphaeriaceae.